Elgaria multicarinata webbii is the source of this 3152-nucleotide messenger RNA. It is a transcript of the gene ZBTB45, whose product is annotated as zinc finger and BTB domain containing 45. The record is from RefSeq and is a predicted model, not a curated record. Gene Ontology annotation, biological process: regulation of transcription by RNA polymerase II. Bases 150 to 2246 code for a protein of 698 amino acids. Gene Ontology annotation, molecular function: DNA-binding transcription factor activity, RNA polymerase II-specific; RNA polymerase II cis-regulatory region sequence-specific DNA binding; protein binding. NCBI's taxonomy places the organism in Eukaryota, Metazoa, Chordata, Lepidosauria, Squamata, Anguidae. The transcript is spliced from 3 exons.
AGGAGGAGGAUGAGCCGCUGCUGCUGUGGGUAGUCCCGACCGGAGACCCAGGAGGAUUUGAGCUGAAGGGAGAGCCUCGCUUGACGUCUUCACCUGAAUCGCCUGCUCUCCUUUGGAAAGGUCUCAGGCCCAAAACAACUGGAGGCGCCAUGGCCGAAGCUGUCCACUACAUCCACCUCCAGAACUUUAGCAAGUCCCUCCUGGAGACCCUGAACGGGCAACGCCUGGGCGGACAUUUCUGCGAUGUGACGGUGCACAUCCAGGAGGCCACGCUGCGAGCCCACCGGUGUGUGCUGGCUGCCGGCAGCCCCUUCUUCCACGACAAGCUGUUGCUGGGGUACUCUGAAAUCGAGGUGCCCCCGGUGGUACCGAGCCAGGUGGUGCGGCAGCUUGUGGAAUUCAUGUACAGCGGCUCUCUGGUGGUGGCCCAGUCUGAAGCUCUGCAAAUCCUCACGGCCGCCUCCAUCCUGCAGAUCAAGACCGUCAUCGAUGAGUGCACCCAGAUCAUCUCCCAGAGCCGCAGCCCCAAGCCCCCCACGGCCCCCCCGCCGGUGCCCCUCUCCCUCCCCCUCCCCAGGGUUCUGCCCGCCAAGCCCCAAGAGCAGCCUCCCAAAGAGGUCAUGGGGGGCGUGGCGCGGCCCGGCGACCUCGAGGCCGCCCACCUUGACCCACCCAAGCUGCUCUGCGCCUCGGAGGUGCGGUACAAGCUGCGCGACCUGCUCUCCUCCCAGCACAGGGAGGCGAGGGGGGGCCCCCCCUGCGAGGGGGGCGUCAGUGACGGGGAGGCGGGGGGCUCUUACCUGCACCCCGCCGAGGCGACGCCCAGCUGCCACAGCCGCAAGCAGCGCCAGCCAGUGAGGCUUCAGCUGUCCGAGGCCAUGCCUGUCAUCAUCAAGGAUGAGGAGGAGGGGGGUGGCGCGGAAGGCAGGGAAGGGGGGGCAGCAGACCGCGAGGCCAAACUGAGCUGCUUUGCGGAGUGUGGCGGGAGUGGGAGCUUCCCCGCCGGCUUCAAUGACGAGGCCGAGGCAAAGGAUUCUGGGAACGCCGGCGGGGCCAGCAGGAAAGAGAGCCUCCACCUGGAUUAUGCCGCCUCCGAGGGACAGGAUUUCUUUGGGAACCAGGAUGUCUUUUCGGAGUCCUUCAUCCCAUCCUGGCAGGGGGAGGAAAGCAGCGAAGAGGCUGCCGCUGGACGGGACAGGGAGAAGUUCCACUCGGACUGCAGCUUGGAGGCUUCUAACCUAAGGAGCUUGGCUGGAGAAUUCAAGCCGGACUUGGGCGGCCCCUCCUCGGCGUUUCCGCCACGCAGUACUAGUGGCGGCGGCAGUGGCUUGGCCUUUGUCUCCUCGCUGGGCAUCCAACGGGAGCUCAAGGCUGAGGUCAGUGGCACCAACACAGCCACCAGCACCACCAGCAUCUUCCAGUUCCACCUGCCCCAGCCUGGCGGGGUGGCCCAGAGCUUUUAUAGCAUACAGCAGCAACAGCAGCAGGAGGCUGGUGCCAGCAACAUGGUGCAGCUCAGCCCGAGCGCCAUGGUCACAGGCCCCCUGCACAGCGGGGAACAGCAGAGUCAACAGCCGGGUCCGUCACGCUGCUCCGAACCCUCUUACCAGUGCAGCCACUGCCAGAAGACCUUCAGCUCCCGCAAAAACUACACCAAGCAUAUGUUCAUCCAUUCCGGCGAGAAGCCCCACCAGUGCAGCAUCUGCUGGCGCUCCUUCUCCUUGCGGGACUACCUGCUCAAGCACAUGGUGACCCACACGGGGGUCCGGGCCUUCCAGUGCUCCAUCUGCUGCAAGCGCUUUACCCAAAAGAGCUCCCUCAACGUCCACAUGCGCACCCACCGCCCCGAGCGCUUCCAGUGCUGCAUCUGCAACAAGUACUUCUCCCACCGCACCUUGCUGGAGCGCCACAUGACCACCCACACCGCCUGGAAAGGCGGGCAGCCCGACCCCCCGGGGCCUGUCGCCGUCGCUGCCGCCUCCGCUGCCGACUGGAAAGAGAAACCAAACAUCGCCACCACCGCUGCCUCCGCUGCCGAGGGGACCAUCGCUGCCGCAGCCACCGGCACGUGGAAACCAGGGGAGCCGUCUGCUGAGAGCGCCAUGGCUAGCUGGAAAGCGGGGGAUCCGGCCCCGGGAGAAGGCAGCCUGGUGGCCUGGAAGGGGGAGGCGGCGGGGGAGGGGCCAGUUGCCGCCUGGAAAGGGGAUCCGGCUUCGGAGGCGUCCAUGCAGCCUCAUACGGCCUAGGGCGUUGAUGGACUGAUUUUGACCGCUUUUUGGAUUCGCCUUGUCCAGAUGCUCGCGGCGCGGCAUCAGGGCUUGCUUUGGGUCCUCUGGUCUCUGGAAAAGCAUUGCGCAAACUGGAACGCUCUCCACACGGGAGCAGUCCUCUCGGGCCACCCUGUGGACACGAGGCAGGUGGUAGAUUGGAAAGUGGAGAACGGUGGUGUUGUGGCGUCCCCGGCCCGUGGGGUUCGCCGGCGGAGGACGGGGACGUAGCUGCGGUCAUGACGCUGUUGCCGAAGCUGUUUGUAGCUGACCUGUAGCUCAGUGAUGGAGCGCGUGCUUUGCAUGCAAAAGGAUAUCCGUCUGAUCUCAGGGGGCGGCUGGGGCAGGUCUGGGAACGGCCUGUGCCUGAAACCUUGGAGCGUUUGCUGCUCAGAGUAGACAUUGGUGGGAUCCAACAGGGCCGCUCCGUGGCUCGUGGCAGCUCUUCUGUAAAGCAGGGGGAAACGGCUCCAUUCUGUGCCGCUAUUUUUGUCACUUCGUUAUUUUUAAAUGGGCAGGCUUGGAGGUGUCAUGUCGGUAAGCUUGCAACUGCCUCACCCAUCCUGGCACCCUCCAGAUGUGUUGGGCCACAAUUCCCAUCAUCCUCAGACAGCAGACGGAAUGCGCACGAAAUGGAGGCAAUUUUCUACUUGCCACCAGAAUAGAAACUCGAAGUAAAAGUGAGAGCCGCUCUUAUUCUACUAUCCUACCUCGGAUAGAAGUGGGAGAAGAAGGAUAGCAUCCCAUAAAAUAAUAGUAUCCCUUAAUCAAGUAACUGCUUUUUGCAAGUCUUCUUUGUAUCCACAGCAUGAUUUUGUCUAUCUGUCUGUCUCUCUCUCUGUAGAUAUAUCUAUCUACCUUUAGGAGGGGUGAAGCAUAGUAAUA